This is a messenger RNA of Yarrowia lipolytica CLIB122, 1662 nucleotides long. The record is from RefSeq and is a predicted model, not a curated record. Lineage: Eukaryota; Fungi; Ascomycota; Dipodascomycetes; Dipodascales.
AUGGUCACCAACAACCGGGAUAUCGACAACAUGAGUUUUUCUCAGCUGAAUCACUUGGUUCGUGCAAUGAGAAAGCGCGAAAACCAGCUUUCCCGAGUGACCUCGCAGUUUUUCGACUCUGUCAACCAGCAUCUGGAGAAGAUGCUCCGUGACACGAACUCUCCUACUUCCAGACAAGAGUGUUCCGAGGCGGCUCGGACUUUGAAGCGGAAUUUCGCCCUGAUGCUUGUCCUGUGGAAAGAAGACCGAACCAAUCUGGUUCAACUGCUGACAGAAUGUGUUUCUACGCUCGCAAAAACGAUGCAGCGACUGGCUCAACUCCCCAAUGAUUCCGGAAAGGUGCUUAGUCGAAACGCCAAAUCCAUCAUCACAAGAGCCGAAAAGACAUUAAAUUCGAUCACUGAACGUUUCGAAAAUAUGGAGAAAACGACACUAUCGACACUAUUGCGCAAGUUCGUUGUACGCCAGAACCCGGAGUUGAAAAAGUGGUUUCGCCAGGAACACCUCAGCCGUCGCCGCAAUAUCCGACCUAUCGUGGCUUUGGCCCAAGAGAGAUUUUGGCCAAAGGAGUCAUUCUAUACGCCUCCCGAGCUCAUGGUACUGUUUUACAUCAAUGCAGAUAUCCUGGCAUGUGUAAAGUCCAGUCGCAUCAACUCUGACUGGCUCCGUUGCUUUCAGGACCCGCACAUGGAAAAACACUGGGAGGCGAAGAUGCGGGCUCAGAAUCCAACUUUUCGGCUAGGGGAUGCGGAUACCCAGACUUGGGCUGACUGUAUCUUGGCUUAUGCAGGCCGACUCGAAACCUGGCAAGCUGUUGAUUAUGUGAGUGGCAACACUACAAACAAGACCCCUGCUGAGGGAGACUCCCACAAUCUCCAAUCAGACGUCUUUCAACUGGAACCUCGACAUUUUGUACCUCUCAAGGACUCAUGGGAGUACUUUUGCUACCAUCAAGAUGUUCCGAUGUUCCAUAGUGGCGGUCCGCUCACGCCUUCUGAGCUUCUCCAAGUCUUGUAUCUGGACAACGGUGCUGCAUUCAUUAAAUAUGGGGGCAUUGAAUUCACGCUUCCUCCCAGCAUUCUUCCGGAUGAAAUGCUUGGCUAUGUCGAAGAUCAUAAUUAUUCGCUACUUUCUGUCAAGCUGACUGACCGCACAAUCCAAGUUCGGUUGAAGAACGGACAAGUUGUCUUAUUUUCCCGCGACGACCCCCAUUCCCAGAAAUUCUUCUUGGGAGCAGUUGGAGAAGACUACUUUGAAGUCGGAGAUGCUCUUUUUGCGAGGGCAAAACAAGGCACGGGUUGGACUUACUCCAUUUUUGAAAUCGGCAAUCAGGAGACUGUCAGGGUGUUCGCCGGAAGCUCGAAGUUCUCAACUCCUGUGACUUGUGGAAAUGGCAUCAUUUGGUGGAGGAUCGAUCGACAUCUCGUCCCUGCGUUUUAUGACCAGAGUGGUUCGGGAACAGUGUAUGUACCACCAAGCACUAUCAAACUGGAACAACAACCGGAGCCAGUGAGUGCCGAUCCCCAACAUUCUACAAAGCAAGUGGGCAGCCAACUGGCUGGGUCGUCGUGGGAAUGGGUGUCCCUCGCCGUAAACCACAACGCUACCCGCUUGGGAUUGGUCAUGUCUGCUGCUGCAGGAUUUAUGGCAAUAGUACGUUGA